Marasmius oreades (fairy-ring Marasmius) is the source of this 843-nucleotide messenger RNA. RefSeq lists its product as uncharacterized. Gene Ontology annotation, cellular component: endoplasmic reticulum; SNARE complex. Gene Ontology annotation, biological process: retrograde vesicle-mediated transport, Golgi to endoplasmic reticulum. NCBI's taxonomy places the organism in Eukaryota, Fungi, Basidiomycota, Agaricomycetes, Agaricales, Marasmiaceae. Gene Ontology annotation, molecular function: SNAP receptor activity. The transcript is spliced from 4 exons. The record is from RefSeq and is a predicted model, not a curated record. The coding region runs from base 1 to 843 and encodes 280 amino acids.
AUGACUCUCACCGAACAAGUUCGUCACGACGAAAUCAAUCUUUCAAGGCUUAUGCGUAGGCUAGAGAAGUCUGUUUCGGGCGGUGCAUGGGAUGAACCUCAUAAUGAUAACGAUCCUCGAACCUCCACAUGUUUCAAGUCUUUGGAAGCUCUACAGUAUGUCAAGUUCGCGAAGAAGCUGCUACGAAAUGUUGAACAAUCUCAUGGGUCGUCCGAUAAAACUCAUCAGAUACGACUAUCCCUCAAACGAAUGCAAGAUUUCCUACAAUCAGUCAAGGCGGAGACGACACCGAAAAUACAACGUCCUGAACCGAUAUUACCCUCGAUAUCUACCCCGAUGCGUGCGGUUCCCCCCGAAUUUUCAACCGAGCCUUCGCCUGAAGGUACAAAUCCGGGCUCGUCAAUGUCCCAGGAUGGCCUCCUUCCUCUGCCGUCGGAUCCUCUCUUACCCAUAGCACCUGCAUCUGAUUCGGGACCUAACCUUGCCUCAGACAUUCCGACACUCUUACCAUCUUCCGCACCGUCCACUGCGUCGAAAUCGACGGCUAUUCUUAUGGAAAACUCGAAUGCACUCCAGCAGGAGCUUACUGACCAGCUCGCUGAAAUGAGCGCCCGAAUGAGGAGAAACAUGCUUCAUUUCUCUGAUUCGUUGGCCAAGGACGCUGCUGUCGUCGAUGAGACGAAACAAAAGCUGGAAAGCAACGUUGACACGAUGUCAGAACGCAAGACACAGCUGAGUGCUCAUCGAGGCAAAAGCUGGUCUACGACGUGGUUAACGUUAUUUGUUAUGAUUUCUGUGGUGGUCAUGUUCGCUACUAUGGUUUUCCUCAUACGAUUUACUUGA